GUGUGCUGACUGUACGUUGGGGUCUCUCUCACUGGCACACUACCCAACACACGGUCGGCCGUACGAUUUGGCUUCGUUAGCCAGACUUUCCUCCCCAAAACCGGAGACAAUUUCACCCAAAUUUUCACUAGUCUAUUGAUUUGACCCUCUACAACAACCACAAUGAAUAAAAUCUACUGCGGAAACCUCAGCGAGGAUGUAACUGAGGAUGCCCUUCGCGAUCUUUUCGAGGAAAAUGGCAUCCCAGUCUCCAGCAUGGUGGUAAAGCGAAGCUCCAACCCCAACAGCAACGCGAGCCCCUUUGCUUUUGUAGACGUCGAGAACGAAGAAAUGGCCACAAAUGCCAUCGGAAAACUCAACGAUUACAACUUGCUUGGUUCAGUGAUGGUUGUUGAGCAUUCAGUCCCAAAGAGAGGCAGGGGUGUCAGAAGCCGUUCUACCAAUAUCCAGGUGCAUAACAUUCCACUGGAAACACCACUCCAAGAAGUCCAGGAUCUGCUCAAGACGUUCGGCAACGUGAACUCCUGUGAAAAAGGUAGAGAGGGUGCCAAUGGCUAUGCUGUCAAUGCAACCUAUGCAGCUGUAGAGCAAGCUCAGCAAGCUAUCAAGCAACUAAACAACUAUGAAUUCCAUAAUUCAGAGCUCAAGGUGAACUACAAAAAUUCAGGGAAUCGCCAAAACAACCGCUUCAACAACCGUGGUGGCAACCGUAACCAAGGAAGCUCCAAUGUAUUCCCAGUCAGGAUGCUUGUUCCAAGUGAUGUUGUUGGUGCCAUCAUUGGAAAAGGUGGCAAGACCAUCAAGCAGAUUACUGGAGAAACUAAAGCAAGAAUUGACAUCCACCGCCGUGAAAACCCUGGGUCAGGAGAGAAGGUAAAAGCUGUGACCACAUUUGGAAACCCAGAGGAUUGCACUUCAGCCUGCAAGAAGGUCAUGGAGAUCAUGAACCAAGAGUGCUCCCAGAAGGGAACCCAACCACCACUCAAGCUUUUGGCUCAUAAUGCCCUCGUUGGUCGUCUGAUCGGCAAGGGUGGUAGCUCCCUCAAGCACAUUAUGCAGGAAUCACAAACAACCAUCACCAUUUCUCCUCUGCAUGAGUUGACUAUUUGCAACCCAGAGCGUACCAUCACUAUUAAGGGAACUGUCGACCAGGUGUCUAAGGCUGAGUCUCUCAUCACAGCUAAGCUGCGUACUGCAUAUGAGCAACACAUGCAAGGAAUGCAGAACCAACAUCAUAACAUGUUCCCUGGUAUUAACCACAUGUCCAUGUUUUCUGGAUCUGGUGAACCUAACCAUGGAUAUCAGAACCAAGGAAUGGGCGGUUAUGGUGAUCCUCGUCAGCAGCAGUAUCCCAUGAAUGACCAGCAAAAUGAGACGGCAUACUUGUACGUACCUAAGGAUGCAGUAGGUGCUAUUAUUGGUGUCAAAGGAGACAUUAUUCGCAACAUGUCUCGCCGUGCUAAUGCCUCAAUCAGGAUUGCCCCAGCAGAUGAUGAAGUAUCAUCUGAGCGUAAAGUGACCAUCAUUGGAAGCCCAGAGGCCCAAUGGGCAGCCCAGUUUGCCCUCUUUGACAAGGUUCGUGGAGAGGGUCUCUUUGAGACUAAGGAGGAACUUCUUCACUGUGAGAUUGGUGUACCAUCUAAGAUGGUGGGUCGUAUUAUUGGCAAGAAAGGUGCUAAGGUGCGUGACCUCCAGAGGAUGACCCUAGCUCGUAUUGAAGUUCCUCGUGCCAACAAAGAAGAUGAAGAAGGAGACCAGUCACCAGAAGAAUCUGAUAAGGAAGUUAUGGUCAAGAUCUAUGGUCACUUCUAUGCUCUACAGGCGGCUGAGCGUCGUAUUCGCAAGAUGAUCUAUGACUUCAACCAGCGUGCCUACCAGAACCAACAGUAUGGCUAUGGGUUCCAACGCCGUGGCCCUGGUGGUGGUAACCGCAUGAAUGGUCCCGGUAACAACCAACAGUAAGACUUCCCCCCCCCCC
Molecule: messenger RNA, 1978 nt
Organism: Asterias rubens (European starfish)
Lineage: Eukaryota; Metazoa; Echinodermata; Asteroidea; Forcipulatida; Asteriidae
Product: insulin-like growth factor 2 mRNA-binding protein 2
Exons: 15
Coding region: 163-1962 (599 amino acids)
Biological process (GO): nervous system development; regulation of gene expression
Cellular component (GO): cytosol; cytoplasm; nucleus
Molecular function (GO): mRNA 3'-UTR binding
Source: RefSeq, a predicted model, not a curated record